Messenger RNA from Vicia villosa (hairy vetch), 947 nucleotides. Its product is annotated as ubiquitin C-terminal hydrolase 12-like. Lineage: Eukaryota; Viridiplantae; Streptophyta; Magnoliopsida; Fabales; Fabaceae. Gene Ontology annotation, molecular function: protein binding. The coding region runs from base 20 to 481 and encodes 153 amino acids. The transcript is spliced from 3 exons. The record is from RefSeq and is a predicted model, not a curated record.
AACAAAACUCAUAUGUAAAAUGGAGAAUCAAGAGAUAUUUGAGAAGCUUACAUGGAACAUCAAGAACUUCUCUAAGUUGAAAAUACUUAUGGACAUUAAGUCAGAUCCUUUUAUUCUAGCCGGUUAUGCAUGGAGAGUUAUUCUGCAUCCACAUUGCAAAAAUCCAGAUCCGAACAGUAAAGACGACUUAGUAACAAUUUCUUUGAAGGCUGUGAGAACUACUAGUAUGUCUAAGGGAUGGAGCAGACAUGUCAAAUAUAACCUUUCUAUUUUCAAUCAAUUGGAUUCCAACAUGACAAUCGGCACUGGAGAAUCAACAAAUCUCCACGAAUACAAUGAAAAUCAACUCAACUGGGCUUACUCUCCUUUCAUGACUUUGGUUGAGCUGUGUGAUCUAGAAAAUGGAUUUGUUGUAAAUGAUACUUGUAUUAUAUUGGUGUUGAGGUAUUUGUUAGUAAAUCAACAAAUGAGAAUUCCUUAAUCUCUAUUCUCUACAAGCCACAAGGAAGGAGAAUGUGGUAGCUCUAAAAAAGUAAUCUCUACAAGCCUGUUAAAUGUAAAAGAAGGAUUUUAAAUGCAAAAGGAUUUUAAAUGCAAAAGGAUAAGAUUUGAAGGGAGAGAUCUGAAUUCUCAAUUGUUGGCAUGUGGGGGAGUUGGAUUGUUGGCAUGUGGGGGAGUUGGAGACCAUAAAUAUGCAUAAAGAAGUAUUUAGAAGUAUUAUAUGUUGGGUUUAGAUGAUAAAAAUAUGUUGAAGUUAAAACAAGAGUGAUAAGUGAAGUGAUAAUAGUAUGAAAUCUAGGAGUUCAUUCAAAUUCGAAUUCCUUUAGAGAGUUUUUAUAGUUAUGCUCAAUUUAUAUAUAUAUUUUUUGUUUGUGUGGCUUGGAUUGAAGUGCCACGACGACCACAGGGUCCAUAACGGGCGGUAUGAAGUGCCUGGCGACCGUCAC